UUAUAUACUAUAUAUACAUAUAUACACACUGAGUGGGAGAGUGCCAUUUUGUGUGUUCCAACAGAAUGACAGUUUGUUGAAGACUCAUUGAGUAAAUGUACUUCUUGUUUUCUUUUAAGGGUCUUCUCGGGGAUAGAAAAAUGUGAAUCGUGAAAAUUGGCCUUUUUACAUUUAAAUCUUCAUUGUUUCAAAAGUGCAAGUUUAUUUGCAUAAGGCAGCAGGAAUCUGUAUUUACUUUUUGACAAAUAAUGAAAGGUAACCUGAUGUUGAGCUCAUAGCCCUAGGCAGAGUACUGAGUCCUGUCUUUGUUCUCAGAGAAAACAAUAGAAUGAAACUCUGAUAUGCAUCUGCAAUAGAGGAAUCUGCGAUAAGUAAAGUUUGGAAAGGUAUCAGAGUGGCAUAGGUCCAAGUAGGAGUCUCCAUCAAAUAUGUAUACAAUUUCACUAUGGCAACAACAAAUAGGGACUGCAUAAAGAGCGCCUGGAUGAACUCUCCAAACCUAUUCCAACAGGUGCCUUCAAAGUCUGCUCAUUGCUCCAUCCUUCAUUGCCACCAUGAAUUAUAGCUAUGCUCAUAGCAUCUCUUCCAGGGGAGGCAGUGGUGUCUCCUCUCGGCUUUCUGGAGUUUAUGGAGGGUCAAACAUUCAUGGUGGGUAUGGUGGUGCAGGGAUGUCCUCCCAGUCUGUUUCCAGGUUUGCAUCUUCUGGAGGCAGCUUGUCUUCUGGAUUUGGUUCUGGAGCAUCCUUUGGUGGUGCAGGUGGAUCCGGAUUUGGUGGAAGCUCUGCCUCCCACAGCGGAGAUGGAUUGCUUUCUGGGAAUGAAAAGUAUACAAUGCAGAACCUGAAUGACCGUCUGUCUAAUUACUUGGACAAAGUGCGCUCAUUAGAAGCAGCCAAUACUGAUCUGGAGCACAAGAUCCAUGAAUGGUAUGAAAAGCAAGGAUCGGUCGUUGUGCGUGAACAAAACUAUUCCCCCUACUACGCCACAAUUGAGGAGCUGCGGGAGAAGAUCCAUAAUGCAACUAUUGACAACAAUCAAGUUUUACUGGCCAUAGACAAUGCACGUCUCGCUGCUGAUGAUUUUAGACUAAAGCAUGAGAAUGAGCAAUCCCUGCGAAUGAGUGUUGAAGCUGAUAUCAAUGGUUUGCGUAAAGUGUUGGAUGAAUUAACCCUCUCCCGAUCUGACCUAGAGAUGCAGAUUGAAAACUUAAAGGAAGAGUUGGCCUACCUGAAGAAGAACCAUGAAGAGGAAAUGAAUGAGAAGGGUCAACAGGUGAAAGGCACAGUAAAUGUAGAAAUGGAUGCAGCUCCAGGAAUGGACCUGAGCAAAAUAUUGGCUGAAAUGCGAGAUCAAUAUGAGUACAUUUCUGAGAGGAACAGAAAGGAUGCUGAGGCCUGGUACUUGACUCAGAGUGAAUCUCUCCAUAAGGAAGUGACUGCUAACACAGAACAAGUACAGUGCAGUAAAACGGAGGUCACUGAGCUGAGACGCACGUUGCAAGGAUUAGAGAUUGAGCUGCAGUCGCAAUACAGCAUGAAAGCAGGACUGGAGGCCUCCGUAACAGAGACCGAGGCUCGGUACGCCAACCAACUUCAUCAUAUCCAGAAUUCAAUUGGCACCAUGGAGUCUCAACUUACAGAUCUUCGGUCUAACCUGGAACAUCAGAAUAUGGAAUACAAGACCCUUUUAGACAUUAAAGCUCACCUGGAUGCUGAGAUUGCUAUGUACCGUAAAUUGUUGGAAGAGCAUGACAAAAGCAUUGGUGAAUGUCACAAGGAAAGUGCAGGAUCUACUACAACCACAACCACAACCACCACUAAGGUCCAUGCUGUUGUGAAAGAAGAGGCCUCUUCAUCUGUGAAGAAGUGAUCUACAAGACAACCUUGUCUCCAAUAUUGCAAAUGAAUUAAUGAGCUUAAAAUGUUAAGAAAAAAAUAUUUGCAAUA
This is a messenger RNA of Bufo gargarizans (Asiatic toad), 1945 nucleotides long. Its product is annotated as keratin, type I cytoskeletal 19-like. Gene Ontology annotation, molecular function: structural molecule activity. The record is from RefSeq and is a predicted model, not a curated record. The transcript has 8 exons. NCBI's taxonomy places the organism in Eukaryota, Metazoa, Chordata, Amphibia, Anura, Bufonidae. Bases 555 to 1868 code for a protein of 437 amino acids.